This is a messenger RNA of Choloepus didactylus (southern two-toed sloth), 1679 nucleotides long. Its product is annotated as zinc finger protein Eos-like. The record is from RefSeq and is a predicted model, not a curated record. NCBI's taxonomy places the organism in Eukaryota, Metazoa, Chordata, Mammalia, Pilosa, Megalonychidae. Gene Ontology annotation, biological process: regulation of transcription by RNA polymerase II. Gene Ontology annotation, molecular function: DNA-binding transcription factor activity; RNA polymerase II cis-regulatory region sequence-specific DNA binding.
AUGCACACACCACCCGCACUCCCUCGCCGUUUCCAAGGCGGCGGCCGCGCUCGCACCCCAGGGUCUCACCGGCAAGGGAAGGAUAAUCUGGAGAGGUAUCCCUCAGGAGGGUGUGUUCUGGAUUUCUUGCCUCAGGCCCAAGACUCCAACCAUUUUAUAAUGGAAUCUUUAUUUUGUGAAAAUCCCGAACCUUGUAGCGGGGACUCGUCUCUGGAGGAGUUCCUUGGGGCCCCAGUGGGGCCCUCUGUGAGCACCCCCAACAGCCAGCACUCUUCUCCUAGCCGCUCACUCAGUGCCAACUCCAUCAAGGUGGAGAUGUACAGUGAUGAGGAGUCGAGUAGACUGCUGGGGCCAGAUGAGCGGCUCCUGGAAAAAGACGACAGUGUGAUUGUGGAAGACUCAUUGUCCGAGCCCCUGGGUUACUGUGAUGGGAGUGGCCCAGAGCCUCACUCCCCUGGUGGCAUCCGGCUGCCCAAUGGCAAGCUCAAGUGUGAUGUCUGCGGCAUGGUCUGUAUUGGACCCAACGUGCUCAUGGUGCACAAGCACAGCCACACGGGUGAAAGGCCCUUCCACUGCAACCAGUGUGGUGCCUCCUUUACCCAGAAGGGGAACCUGCUGCGCCACAUCAAGCUGCACUCUGGGGAGAAGCCCUUCAAAUGCCCUUUUUGCAACUACGCCUGUCGCCGGCGUGAUGCACUCACUGGCCACCUCCGCACACACUCAGUCUCCUCUCCCACAGUGGGCAAGUCCUACAAGUGUAACUACUGUGGCCGGAGCUACAAACAGCAGAGUACCCUGGAGGAGCACAAGGAGCGGUGCCACAACUACCUACAGAGUCUCAGCACUGAAGCCCAAGCUCUGGCUGGCCAACCAGGUGAUGAGAUACGUGACCUGGAGAUGGUGCCAGAUUCCAUGCUGCAUUCAUCCUCUGAGCGGCCAACUUUCAUUGAUCGCCUGGCCAACAGUCUCACCAAACGCAAGCGUUCUACCCCUCAGAAAUUUGUAAUGCAGCCCCUCCCCAGUCGACUGGAGCUUCCAGGGUCUCGAGAAGCAGGUGAGGGACCCGAGGACCUGGCUGAUGGAGGCCCCCUCCUCUACCGGGCCCGAGGCCCCCUGACUGACCCUGGGGCAUCCCCCAGCAAUGGCUGCCAGGACUCCACAGAUACAGAGAGCAACCACGAAGAUCGGGUUGGGGGGGUAGUAUCCCUUCCUCAGGGUCCCCCACCCCAGCCACCUCCCACCAUUGUGGUGGGCCGGCCCAGUCCUACCUACGCCAAAGAGGACCCCAAGCCACAGGAGGGCUUACCACGGGGCACCCCAGGUCCCUCCAAGGAAGUGCUUCGGGUGGUGGGUGAGAGUGGUGAGCCCGUGAAGGCCUCCAAGUGUGAGCAUUGCCGCAUCCUCUUCCUGGACCACGUCAUGUUCACUAUCCACAUGGGCUGCCAUGGCUUCAGAGACCCUUUUGAGUGCAACAUCUGUGGUUACCACAGCCAGGACCAGUACGAGUUCUCUUCCCAUAUUGUCCGGGGGGAACAUAAGGUGGGCUAGCGACCUCUCCUCCUCUCAGUCCACCACUCCGCUUACAUACAGGUGUCUAGCCCUGCCCUCACCAUAUCCCAAGGAGUUUUGCUUUGUAGCCCUCACCACUGGCUACCUGACUUCACACCUGACCCUGACCC